Messenger RNA from Brassicogethes aeneus, 1183 nucleotides. NCBI's taxonomy places the organism in Eukaryota, Metazoa, Arthropoda, Insecta, Coleoptera, Nitidulidae. The record is from the annotation of a GenBank genome assembly.
ACUUAUGUCAAAGAUUCCUAACCUCUAAAAGGAUGUGCAAGUUUGCAUUCGAUAAAGCAUAAUUAAGAUGUAACAGCCAGAAAAGGCAGUGAAAAUAAUGGCCGCUGUUAAAAACGAAGGGGUUUCCGUGACCGAAAACUUCGAAAUAUUCUCGCAUCUCCGAUACGAGCACCUCGUAGCCGGAACUACAGCUGGACUCACCUCGACGGUAACAUUGCACCCUUUGGACGUUAUCAAGAUCAGGUUUGCCGCCCACGACGGCAGGCAUCAGUACACGCCGAAGUACAGCGGAAUCGCGAACGCUUUUGUCACAAUAGCGCGAGAGGAAGGUCUACGAGGCUUGUACAAAGGCGUAGUGCCCAAUUGUUGGGGCGCCGGCGCUUCGUGGGGCCUGUACUUUUUGUUUUACAACAGUUCGAGGACGAUAUGGGCGCAAAGAAGCAAGGAGGAGUUGGGCCCGUUGGAGAAUUCCUUAGCGGCAGCUUUAUCUGGGGCUUUAACGCUUGUGAUAACGAACCCAUUGUGGGUUGUGAAAACACGACUGUGUUUGCAGCACAAUGAUCAAUCUAGACGCUAUUCAGGGAUGGUGGAUGCUUUAACGAAAAUAUACCACAAUGAAGGGGUUAAGGGGUACUACCGAGGCUUUGUACCUGGUCUUUUUGGAGUCUCACAUGGUGCAGUACAAUUUGUAGUCUACGAAGAAAUGAAAACUACCUACGGAACUUAUUACAACCUACCGCAGAACUCGCAAUUAGGCACAGUUCAGUAUUUAACGUUUGCAGCAAUCUCAAAAAUUAUAGCAGCUGGUGUAACGUAUCCAUAUCAAGUGGUGAGAACGCGUCUUCAGAACCAGUAUUACACUUACAAAGGCUCUCUGGAUUGCAUCAGGCAAACGUGGGCGUUUGAAGGUUGGAGGGGGUUUUACAAGGGCUUGGGUAGCAAUUUAAUUAGAGUCACCCCAGCUACAAUGAUUACUUUUGUUACGUAUGAGAAGGUUUCCCAUUUUUUGAUGAAGAGAAGCAAAAACUUUGAAGCAUAAGAACAAUUAUUAAUCUGUUUGUAGUUAAUUUUAAAUGUAAAAAUAUUGUUAAAAACACACUUGCCAAUCAAAUUGGAUAUUUUUUUUAUUUUAUGACAAAUGUUAUAUAUUUUUACAAAAUGUCAGGGUUUUAUUAAAGUCUAG